Ochotona curzoniae (black-lipped pika) is the source of this 2469-nucleotide messenger RNA. Its product is annotated as nuclear envelope pore membrane protein POM 121-like. Gene Ontology annotation, biological process: RNA export from nucleus; protein import into nucleus. NCBI's taxonomy places the organism in Eukaryota, Metazoa, Chordata, Mammalia, Lagomorpha, Ochotonidae. The record is from RefSeq and is a predicted model, not a curated record. Gene Ontology annotation, cellular component: nuclear pore. Gene Ontology annotation, molecular function: structural constituent of nuclear pore.
AUGGAGGCCGGCAGCGAUGGGCACACGAGGCUGCUGGACCUCGAGCAAUCUCCAGGACCGCGUGGGAACCUAGCCACGAGCCCCCCCACGGGUUCUCGCGUCACACUCAGUUCGUUGGAACACGCGCUCCAACGAACAUUGCCCACUUCGCAUCUGGCAAAGUUGGCAGUGAAUCGAAAACUCCUAGAGCCGCUGACUCUAUUCGAAGGACCUGACCCCUUUGAAUCCCUUAUGGGCAGUUACCUGGGCAGGGCCGGCCCACCGCAGCCGGCCGGCACCCAGGAGGUUCGGGACGGGUGGGAAAAGACCAGCCGCCACCCAGCAGCCCGCUCGCCACCGCCUGCUGCCCCAACCCAUCACACACUCUACUUUCGCCCUCCUAGCACUUUUCACCCGCGCUCCGGGAGCUCUUCCCCAUGGGACCUGGAAGCUACUUCAGAGCGCUUUAUAAUAACACCUAGAAGGCACUAUCCGAUCCAGCAGACCCGGAACCCGCUUGUGAGGGUUCUUCCCUCUGUGAGCUGGGAUGGUAGUCCAAAGAAGGCUGUGCUCUCUGCUCGAAAUUCCAAAAUGGUGUGUGGUUCCGGCACCGUGAGGAUCGCGCCUCCCCACAGCAAACUGAUGCAUUCUUUAACGUCAGAUCGGAUCAUCUGCUCAGCGCUGCCCUCGUCCUCAGCCAUGGUCACAAAGAAAAACGACGCUGAACUGAAUAUCCUCCAAGAGAGGAAGAAAAGGACCCUGGACGAAGAAGACCGGAUAUUCCUGAGUGGUCUGGAGAAUAAAAGAAGGCGCCCUGAUAACCUAGGCAGUGGAUUCUCAACAUUGGAGUCCCAGGCAGCCAAUGAGGUUGUUGCUGCUCUGGCGCCUGAAGCUGAGUCUCUGACGAAAGGACUCGAUUCCCAGAAUUCGGAUGAGCUCUUGAGUAAGAUGAGUGUGUGCCCCUCUUUUGUGGCUACUAAGUACACGGCAGGCAUCCCCAGUUUUGGCCACAAUGCCAUUACCAGCUCCUACAGUUCCACCCGUGGGGAACCGCUGACCCUACCUCCAGGGCCACAGUUGGGCUAUCCCAUCAGUGUGGAGGAGUACAACAGGGAAAAGAGAGCUGCCUUCCAAUGGCUUAACAGGUUCUUGGAGGCCAAGCCGGAGGAUGCAGCGAGCCCUGCUGCCAUGGAGAAGCUGCCUGUUACUCUGGCUCCAACUGUGGUCGGGAGUGCAUCUGCGCAUACUCCAAACCCAGCUUCAAUUGUCCCUGCCUUCCCUGGACUAGCCACUGCCACCUCCCAGGUGGCCUCUGUCACCACAGCCAGUACCACCACAGACUCAGCUUCAAAGUCUGCUUUUGGCUUUGGUGUCAUGGGUGUGCCCAGCAUCCUGAGCGGUGAGACUGGUACCACUGCCUCCUCUACAGCACCGCCUUUCCUCUUUGGAGCUCCCCCUACCUCAGGAGCUAGUUUUACCCCAGCUGAGGGCUCCACAUUCCAAUUUGGCAAGCCUCCUACCAUGCCAGCCUCAGCCACAGUCACCACCUUUGGACAGUCCUCCAGUGCUGCUCACAUGGCCGACAGCAGCACUGCCCACUUUAACGGUUCAGGUAGUGCCCUCACAAACUCAGUCCCCAUAACCACUGGGCAGCCUCCACUGAAGUUUGGUAAUGUGGCCCCUGCAACAUUCAAUAUGUCCUUUGGCUCAAGUGCCAAGCCCACUAGUCAACCACAGCCCACGUUUGGGGCCAUGGAUGGGCAACGACAGGGGGCUGCCAAGCCAGCCCUUGCCCAAAACUUUGGUAGCUCUUUCACACUGGGGAACCUGGCAGCCCCAGCUCCAAAGGUAAAAUCAGUGCUGGCCCCCACUCAGCCAGUGGCUGGCAGUACCCCACAGUUGCCUCUUGGUGGUUUGAAAUCUACAACUGUUGCCUUCGGUGCCACAGCAAACAGCCAGUCAGCCACUGGCAGCACCAAAGCAGGCUUCUCCAUUGGUACAGCCACCAUGUCUGCCUUUGGGGCUACCACCCAAACUACCUGCAGUGGGACCAAUGGCACACCCUUCACAUUUGGGGGAUCAGCACCCCUCCCUGGCAGUGGAGGCUUCAGGCUCAGUACGGCCACUCAGGUCACCAGCUCCCCCUCUGAAGCAUUCAGCUUGAGGGCGAAGCAGAGUGGGAGUGCAGGAGCUACCACCUCCUUUGGAGGGACUGUGAGUCAGAAGAGCCAGGGCGCAUCCAGUCAGGACCCAGCAGCCUUCAACGUAGCCAGCAAGCCUGUAUUUGGAGGCACCUCCACACUCACCCUUGCUCAAAACACUCCUACCUCAGGAAAAGGCAGAGGGAUGUCCUCACGACCCACCCAAGGCUUCGCUGCAAUUGGAUCUUUCAAGUCUGAGACCCCUUCAUUCUGCAUUGGUGCAGCAUCCAAAAGCCCACGGCCUCAGCAGCGAUUGCAGGCUCGAAGGCGGCAGCCUCGCAGGAUAUAG